AGAAACAGGAAAGGUUAAAUAAGGAGCUUUAAGGACCUUACUCUAAAUGAAAACAUAGUGCUUUUUACCAACUAAUAUUUUGUCAAACCCUCCAUAAAAUUAUAUGAUAUUUCAGAAGGUGAUACUUGGGGUUCUAUAGCAUUUUUGACUCGGGCAACUUCCAGUAAAUGGCAGUUUGUUCACCCAUCCCACACGUACUCUCCAAACGGUGACUGUUCACUCUUUGCAAAAAGACAAGGAAGAGAUCAGGAAGUGAUAAACUGUGCUCAUUCCACAAACAGGGGCCCCAGCUCCCAUUUCUUCAACCCUCUGCUCACAGACGUAGGGUUAGAUACCCAAUUCCCAGGCCUGAAAUAAGGCGGAAUGAAAUAAUGAACAGAGAAGCCAGCAAUGCAGGGAGACCUCUCGCAGCAGAGCAGCGUUCUUCCUUCCCGAGGGGGACUCAGAGCCACCCCGGAACUCAGCGAGCCGCCCGCUCGGGACGCCCGCCUGCGGCCCCGCAUCCCGGCCGUGUCCCGGGCGGCCUCUGGGGGAGCCCGGGCUGCCGGGAGCUGUCCCCGGAGCCGGCUGCCCUCAGCAGGGACCCUUCCGAGGCAAGAGCCCCGCGGUUCCAUGCUCGCUCCCGUGCGCCGCCGCCGAGCAACGGGAGCGCGCGUUUCCAUGGCAGCGCAAACAGAGGCGGCUGCGCUGCCCCGCUCCCCGGCCGAGCGCGACAGCCCGGCCAGGGCAGCCCGCAGGAGACAGCCCAGGGGUCAAAGACACCAUCCUGACAUACAGCAUCAACACCUAAAAGUCUCUCUUCCAAACUUGAAAUGGAAACCCACCUUGUGCUGCCAGGAACAUGAAAAGAGGAAGACUAUGAAAGUCCAUGAGAAAACUACUUACUCCACUAAAAUGAAGGCAAAAAGCGGGUUGAGGAAAGCUUUGAAAAGGGAGGAAGAAGAGGAGAGCAGAAAAGAGGCGACAUGUGAAGAGAGACUGAAAUUUCUUCAGGAGAUGCUUUCACGGAAGUUAGCCAUGAAAAAAGAUUAUGCAUUAGACAGGGAGACCUUCCAUGGCUACCUACAGGACAGAAAACAGAUCUUUUUUCUUGAGCACACCAUUGCAGUAAAGCGAGGGGAGAUUGAAAAGAUGGAGAACAUAGCGAAGGAUGAGGAAAAAAAACUGGAAAAGGCUGAGAGAAGGAUGGAGAAGGAUGCUGCCAUGUUUGAUAAGUUCCUGAAGGAGAACCAUAAUAACUCUGUUGAAGCACUGAGAAUAGCCAAAAGAGAAACCUCAGCAAAGACAAAGAAAAUAACAGAGAUCCAGGGACUCACAACCGAAAUAAAGAAAAUCCAAAGUGAUAUCUCCAGAUUCGAGGACACCCUGCAGGAGUACAAGAUGUACAGGGACAUCCUCUACCAGCUAUCUCCAAAAGAGUGGCAGGAGGAACACAGAAAAAGGCACAAAAAAGAAAAGGAUAAGGAAACAGCACCCAGAGUUAAUGAAGGAAGUGCUUCACAUCCCCCAACCGCAGAGCAGGACCAGGGUCCCACAAACACUGCCCAGAGCGUCACUUUUACGGAUAUGCCAAGUUCCCUGCUGUUUUCAGAAAGUUUGGAUUUCAGGUCACGUGAUGUCAGGCCACAGCUUAAACACUUCCUGAAGCCUCUUUUAUCAAGAGAACUAAGUUCACUGGAGGAUGCAGAGAGUGAAAUCAGCUCAGACGAAGAUGAGGAGCCUGAGCUCUACUUUACUGAUCCUGAACAAUUGCUUGCUACUUUCAUGGAGAUGCUGGAUGAGAACUUAUCCUUUGUCCUGAACUCCCAGGAUAUUGCAGACAGUUGGAACAGUGUCCAACAGACUUUCAUCACCACACGUGAAAGCAUGGAGAAGGAGUUGGCAGCGCUGAAACAGCAGGCAAACAGCCUCCGAGCCUCCGUGGCCAAGGAAGAAGAGAAAGUAGCCGACCUGAAGCUCAAAGUUCAGCUGUUUUCCUCUGGAGAACACGAAGCUGAUGACCAGGACAAAAUGCUCACAAGUCUGAACAAGAAGGUGCAGGAAGUCUAUUUCCAGUGCACUGGAGACAAUGAGACAAACCUGCCAACAGUAGAGAUGUUAAAGGUAAUAGAAAAACAGCUCAACGAUUUACUGGGCAGCGUGGAGAGAAUCCCACCAGCAAAGAUAGAAAAGGCUGUGAACGCCAUAAGAAAGGAACAGAGGGCAAGGCUCAGAGAGGAAAAGCAGAAACAAGCGAAGCAGCAGCAGGAUGAAGGAUUGAAAAGGGACAUGGAAAGAUCACAGGUACCUGAAAAAAAAAAGAAUUACAAGACAGUGGCCUUACCUUCCAACCCACCUGCCAGGAAGAACAGCCAAGGAAACAGAUAAGAAGGAAGAACAAUUGUUUUAUUUUUCCUGCUGGCACAGCCUUAACCACAGCUCAUAGGGCUGAUGCUGUUCUAGAAGUCUUUUCUAGAUCUACAUUCUCUCAGUCUUUGCUCAGCUGAACUUUACUGUCCCAUGAAAUUUCUUUCUUCUCCUACCCUAAGAUUCCAGGGAAAGUUUGCAACCCCUUUUCUCCUCCUCUGGUAUUUUGCCUAAUUAGAAAAGAAAUAAAAAUUCUCUCAUUUUGCUUCUCAA
Molecule: messenger RNA, 2619 nt
Organism: Vidua chalybeata
Lineage: Eukaryota; Metazoa; Chordata; Aves; Passeriformes; Viduidae
Gene: CFAP100
Product: cilia and flagella associated protein 100
Exons: 14
Coding region: 391-2367 (658 amino acids)
Source: RefSeq, a predicted model, not a curated record